CUUCAUUUCUCUCUGGUUGCCCUAGUUUUCCAAAUCGCCGUGUCUCACUAGAAGAAGACGAAGCCAUGGUGCACGUCUGCUACUACCGCAAUUAUGGGAAAACCUUCAAGGGCCCACGACGUCCUUUCGAGAAGGAGCGUCUCGACUCCGAGCUGAAGCUCGUCGGCGAGUACGGUCUCCGCAACAAGCGUGAGCUCUGGAGAGUCCAGUACUCCCUGAGCCGCAUCCGUAACGCCGCGAGGGAUCUCCUGACGCUCGACGAGAAGAACCCCAAGAGGAUCUUCGAAGGAGAGGCGCUUCUCAGGAAGAUGAACAGGUACGGGCUGCUCGACGAGAGCCAGAACAAGCUCGAUUACGUCUUGGCGUUGACCGUGGAGAAUUUUCUCGAGCGUCGUCUUCAGACUAUUGUGUUCAAGUCUGGUAUGGCCAAGUCGAUUCAUCACUCCCGUGUUCUCAUCAGGCAGAGGCAUAUCAGGGUUGGAAAGCAGUUGGUGAACAUUCCAUCGUUCAUGGUGAGACUUGACUCGCAGAAACACAUCGACUUUGCUCUAACCAGUCCCUUUGGUGGUGGUCGUCCAGGAAGAGUGAAGAGAAGGAACGAGAAGUCUGCCUCCAAGAAAGCCUCAGGUGGCGAUGCUGACGGUGAUGAUGAAGAGUAAAUCUAACUCUCGCCGGUUUUAGCUAUGAAACAGUCUGCGUUUUGAUAUUUUGUAGUCUGGAACUUCGUUUUCUGAAGGAUUUUUUUAUGCUUUUUUAUUUCUCCUAAAGAGUUUGUCGAACCUUAUGCUUAUUUACAUUAAUCACAUUAUCUUUCAAAAGUUGUCUUA
Brassica oleracea var. oleracea is the source of this 827-nucleotide messenger RNA. RefSeq names its product 40S ribosomal protein S9-1. Gene Ontology annotation, biological process: translation; positive regulation of translational fidelity. The record is from RefSeq and is a predicted model, not a curated record. Gene Ontology annotation, cellular component: cytosolic small ribosomal subunit. The transcript has 3 exons. NCBI's taxonomy places the organism in Eukaryota, Viridiplantae, Streptophyta, Magnoliopsida, Brassicales, Brassicaceae. Gene Ontology annotation, molecular function: rRNA binding; structural constituent of ribosome. The coding region runs from base 66 to 659 and encodes 197 amino acids.